Messenger RNA from Salvia miltiorrhiza (redroot sage), 690 nucleotides. RefSeq lists its product as uncharacterized. The coding region runs from base 1 to 690 and encodes 229 amino acids. The record is from RefSeq and is a predicted model, not a curated record. The transcript has a single exon. Lineage: Eukaryota; Viridiplantae; Streptophyta; Magnoliopsida; Lamiales; Lamiaceae.
AUGGAUAAGAUUGCAGUUUGGGGAUCAGAGAAGGGAGAAAUAGCAGUGCGGAAUGCCGAAGGGAGAUUAGGAGGUAUACUCACAAUGUGGAAUCCAGAAAAGUUUUCUGUAUCCAGCCAGUGGGAAGCUCCGGGGCUAGUGUUCGUGAAUGGUCUAUGGAAUUCUAAUUCAAGUAUCUUUUGUUGCUGCUCUAUCAAUGUUUAUGCACAACAAAGUCUACCGGAGAGACUUAUUUUGUGGGAUAUUAUCAGCUCGGUGGUAGAGCAAAAUGUGGAUUCUUGGAUCUGUAUUGGAAGGGAUUUUAAAUUAAUCAGGGAUACCCCAGAGAGAGCUCGGAGAAGCUUCAAUUUUCAUUCUAGGGAUAUUAUGGCUUUUGAUGGUUUUAUUAAAGAUAAUGAGUUGAUUGAUAUUCGCUUACAAGGCAUGAGAUUCACUUGGUACCAACCACAGGGAAAUUGCAAAUCUAAAUUGGAUAGAUUCGUAGUAAAUGAGAAAUGGUUGCAAUCAUGGCCACACACCAAGGUUGUUGGGCUUCCAAGAACAGUGUCAGACCACUGUCCUCUCUUGUUGGAAACAAAAUAUGUCGAUUGGGGUCCAAAACCCUUCUGUUUCAUCAAUUCGUGGACUAGCCAUCCCGACUUUGAAAAGGUGAUGCGUGAUUCUUGGAACAAAAGUGGAAUUCAGGGGUAG